Molecule: messenger RNA, 2245 nt
Organism: Colossoma macropomum (tambaqui)
Lineage: Eukaryota; Metazoa; Chordata; Actinopteri; Characiformes; Serrasalmidae
Gene: gabpb2a
Product: GA binding protein transcription factor subunit beta 2a
Exons: 8
Coding region: 130-1341 (403 amino acids)
Biological process (GO): positive regulation of transcription by RNA polymerase II
Cellular component (GO): nucleus
Molecular function (GO): transcription cis-regulatory region binding; protein binding
Source: RefSeq, a predicted model, not a curated record
AGGCGCUCAGUGAGUCGAAGAAGAAGAACAGCAGUAGUUUCGGUGGUGAGUUUUUAAAACUCUCAAAAUAAAAAAUUAAAUUUAAGCGCAAAAACAGCUUUAAAAGGGAAAUUCAGCGCCGCAGCGAAGAUGUCCCUGGUGGACUUGGGGAAGCGGCUUUUGGAAGCUGCGCGGAACGGAGAGGAUGAAGAAGUGCGGACGCUAAUGGCGAACGGAGCUCCUUUCACCACCGACUGGUUGGGAACCUCACCGCUGCACUUAGCGGCGCAGUACGGUCACUGCUCCACGGCUGAGGUGCUGCUGAGAGCGGGCAUCAGUAAGGACGCCCGUACCAAGGUGGACAGGACCCCUCUGCAUGUGGCAGCCACGGAGGGCCACGAGCUCAUCGUGGAUUUAUUAAUCAGAAGUGGAGCAGAUAUCAAUGCCAAAGACAUGCUGAAGAUGACCGCUCUACACUGGGCUACUCAGCAUGGACACCACAACGUUGCACAGCUGUUAAUCAAACACGGCGCUGACGUUCACGCCCUCAGCAAGUUCGACAAGUCCCCCUUUGACAUUGCGAUGGACAUACAGCACGCGGGACUCGUGAGUUUACUCCAGGAGGGGAUGCGGAAGCAGGUGAACAGGAACGCAGAAGCUUCGAUAAUAAACGGAAACGUCGCCCCACAGUUCAUCAUCCAGGGGGUCCCCAACAUUCAGGGGGGAGUCAUCAACAUCGCUGACCUCAUCAAACCCAACGCUGGAGAUACAGAGGAGGCCAUUGCGGUCAGUGCCUUGGACACCGGCAUCCAACAGGUGGUCAAUGAAGCUGGUCAGAGAGUCAUCACCAUACUGACGGAUGAACAGGGUCACCUGCAGACCAGACUGGGACAGCCCGUCUUUGUGACUAUGCAGAACGGACGGCAAGUGUUGGCGGUUCCAGCCAGCCAGAUUAAAGAAGAAGUGGUGGAGGAGGACGUCGAGCCUCCGGCCCGGAGGAGGAAGAUUGAAGUCAUGCCAAGUUCCAUAGAGCAAAGUGAUACGGAGCAGUUGCAGAGGCAGCUGCAGGAGGCCAACCGUGCAGCGGCGGCGUAUCACCAGCAGCUCCUGCAGAAGGAGAAGGAGGCGGAGGCGUACCGCCGGCAGCUGGAGGCCAUGGCCAACGGACAGGCCGCCAACACCGCCAGCCUGGGGGGGCAGCAGGUCAUCAUCCAGGAGGAGGUGUGUGUGGAUUCGGCGCAGAUCGAGGGAGAGGAGGAGGUGCUGCUGCUGUCCGACGGAGACGUGGUGCUCAACACGGAGGAGAUCGACUCCACAGAGGAUCCGCAGAGCAUAACCAUCCACACUAAACUCAUCUCAUAGCCAGACGGACUCAGAGACUCAGAGCUCAGGUGGUGAAACUUACAUCAGCAGUUCGUUUCCUGCUUUUUCUCCUCUUUUUUAGCUGGACGCCUGUUUUUUCUGUUUUUUUAAUACUGCUACUGUUUUUCUUCUGUUUCUGUUUUUCUUUAAGAUGAACCAGACGUCUCACACGCUCUUAAACAUAAAGGUGCCAGAAAUGGGGUUCUCACAGUGAAGAGCGUUUCAGUGGUCAGAUAAAUAAGAUGAGUGUGAAGAACCUUUUUCCCCCACAGUGUGAAGGUUCUACACUACAGUUUGGAAUCAUAUCAUUCAUUUUUAUUAAUUUAUAUACAAUAACAGCGUCCACAAUGCAGAUUUAAGCCUAAAAUAUACAGCAAAAGAUACUUUUGGAUGUCGUAUUCAACAUUUUUCAAGUAUUAUAGCAGCAAGAAGUUAUAAAAGAAUAAAUACACUGUUAUUACAGUCCUGAGGUUUGAAAUUACAUGUUUUGUUGAUUUUCUAAGUGAAAAUAACAAACAAACCUCAGCAGAUUAAUAUUUGAAGUUAUCUGAAUUUAACACUUAUCGGGGGAUGAAACACAAUGUUUUGAUUAAUUUUAUCCCUAAUAUGUUAAAUAAUUCAAAUAACAUCAAAUGAAAAACAUAGAAAAUCAAUAAAACAUGUAAUUUGACUAAAUAUUUAUAAGAUCUGCCUUGAGAUGUUUAUCACUUCUGAAAUUGACAUUAUUAUUAUGAGCUCUGAUCAUCAAUCUGACACCUAUAAUUAGAGAUUAUUAAUAGGUAAGUUUGUAAAGUUUGCAGGACUAGUACACUCUUAAAGAUGGUUCUUCAAGGGUUCUUUAGUAAAGAAAAUGGUUCUAUAUAGAACCAUGAACACUCAAAGAACCCUUUGCAUGAUUAAAGGG